CACUGACAGGAUGAUUUUAAUUUCCGUCUCUGAAGGAAGAAGACUCUCCCAUCCACAUUGACAUCACAGCAAACGAAUACUCAAAUAAAUGCAAAUGACUUAAUGGUCUCUUCUUAUUUGUCAUAUUCAAUUUGGAGCGAAGCUGUUGUAGGGCAACAUAUGGCCGUAGGUGGUAAAAUCGAUAUUCGAUAGUUGAAGAGUCCGUUUGUCUUCAAAAUAAGAAACUAUAAGUGUGAAAUACUAACGAGGCGUUAGAUCUAGCAAGGAAAUCUGUUAAGGGGAUGAUUUAUGGGUAUUUGCUCAAAAUAUCUACGUCGGCCGCGAAAAGGGGCUCGCAAAAAUGUCAUAAUUUAUUGAUAUCGGCCGAGUUCUUAUCUUUCUUUUGUGUGGAAUAUUUAACGAGUUGCGUUAUCAAAUUCUGCCGGUUGCUAUCCUGUUGCUAGGCUAACAAGACUUCGUUUGAAAGUCAAAACAUAAAACGAGUCCGGUUUCACUUUUUGAAACGGAUUCUGGAGAGGGAAAAUUUUUAACGCGACUGCCAAGAAAAGUCGUUUAUUGACAGCACUCUGUGAGAAUGGCCCAGUCUUCGAUAAUUGCCGGAGUCAUCGUGGAAGACAUAUCAAGGCAUCUAAACUGUCGACUUUGCAGGAGAUUAAUUCGAACACCGAAACUUUUACCUUGCUUGCACUCGUUUUGCCAAGUUUGUAUCCAAGGCUUUGCAGAAAAACUCGCUCCGAGCGAGUUUCUAGCUUGUCCGCUUUGCGAAACGGAUGCUAAAAUUUCAAAGGAAGAAUUGGAAGACCUACCGACAAAUUUCUUUCUAGAUAAUAUGUUGGAUAUUGCUUUGAUAAACUCGAGCGACAGAGAACCUGUUCCGUGCUCGAACUGCGACUCGCUAAACUCUCCGGCAACCUCUCGAUGCGUGGACUGCGGCGAGUUUCUUUGCCUGAAUUGCUACAACGUUCACAAGAGGAUUCGCCAGACGAAAGAACAUAGGAUUUUGACAAUUUCCGAGCUUCUUGCCAGUAAAACCGGUGAGGAUUUGCACCGUCCGGCUUUCUGUAGGAUACAUCACAGCGAACCCUUGAAAUAUUAUUGCGAGACUUGCAAUGAAGCUGUGUGCCGCGACUGCGUGUUAAUUGAACAUCGACAACAUAAAUACGACUACAUUAAAGACUCCAAAAAGAUACAAAAACAGAAGGCUAUCAUGGAGAAUUUGUUUGAGGAGUGCUCGGCGAACAUUCCGUUUUUGGAAAAGUCUAUCAAGGAAAUCCAAGGUAUUUCUGACACCCUUCGUGGGAGACUAGCGGCAGUGAAGGCUGAAAUUCGGGAGGCCACUUUACAUCAGAUUAAAGUACUAAAAGAAAAAGAAAGAAAAUUACUGAUGGAAGCGGACAAAAUUUAUAACGCAAAGUCACCCAUUUUAAAACGCCAAAAAGACCAGCUCCAAGAUGAAUACACGAAAUUCAAGACAGGUUGUGAUUUUUCGGAGCAGGUUUUAAAAUACGCGAACGAAGUGGAACUACUGUCGCUAAAAACUCUCAUAACUGAAAGGCUGACGGAACUGAAUAACACGCAACUGGACUGUAAACCACACGAAAACUCCGAGCUUAAAUACGAAGUAAACACUAAGGAAGCAGAGACUGUGGUCGCUCAUUCUUUGGGAAUUCUUAAAACUAGCGGACCGCACUUAGUACUGGAAGACAUAGAGGAGGCUCCAAAAAUGAAUGGAAGAACGAACGGCUAUAGCGAGGAAAAUGCUACGAGGGAGGUGCCCCUCUCUGUGGAGUUAAGAGACCCCAAUGGCGUGUUAUUACCACCCGAUACAAUUCAUCAAGCUGAUGGUCAGUCAUUCUCUGCAUACCAUCCUUUCUUCAAUGGAAUUUUCUCAUUUUCUGUGUUCAUUCGUGGACAAGUCGUGGAAGGGUUUCCGCAAGACAUAAAUAUCGGUGAUAUCAGGCCUCGUGUUCGGAGCGCCAAGAGAGCGAUCGCGGGGAGUGGGUCCAAGUUUGGAAGGUUAGGAGAUCCCCAGGGGGUGGCAGUGAGUCAAGAUGGUAAUGUUAUCGUCAGUGACUCGCGAAAUCAUCGUCUCCAAGUUUUUGACAUGGAUGGAAACUUCCGGUUCCUCUUUGGCGCACCGGGAAGUAGAGACGGUCAUUUCCAGUUUCCCAGCGGUGUGGCUGUGACCACCGAGGGGGACAUUGUUGUAGCGGACACCAUGAACAACAGAAUCCAGAUUUUUACAAAAGACGGCAAGUUUAUUAAGAAGUUUGGCAAAGAAACGAUGGAGGGAGAGCGCCUUUAUCAGCCGUACGGAGUGGCUGUUGACAACCAAGGCCGUAUCUUCGUCGUAGACCGUGGUAAAGCUCGUGUGGUAGUUUUUAACGAGAAAGGUCAAGUACUGUUCACGUUUGGCAGUCUUGGUGACGGCAGAGGGCAGUUCAACUGUCCUUCGGCUGUGGCUGUGAACAGUAAAGGACAUGUGAUCAUCACCGACUUCGGAAACGAUCGGGUGCAGGUGUUCGGCUCGAAGGGCCAGUUUCUUUUUAAGUUCGGAAAAAGCGGGAAAGCCGACGGCGAACUUAACUGGCCCACCGGAGUUGUAACGGACGCCGACGAUCACAUUAUCGUUAGCGACUCGUACAAUCAUCGUAUUCAAAUGUUCAACGAGGAUGGCUCGUUUAUGACCCGAUUCGGAAGCGAAGGUAGCAAGAGAGGGCAGUUUAAGAGACCAGAAGGAGUAGCUGUUACGAAACAGGGAAAUAUCAUUGUUGCAGAUUGGGGUAAUGACAGAAUACAGGUGUUUUGAAGCUUUGAUCCUCAGUAACGCUGUAUUUCGUAGUUUUCGACCGCUUCCUGGUUAGCUCAAUUGGUAGAGCGCCGGACUGUUGUACGGGAGGUCGAGGAUUCACCCCGGACCAACA
This is a messenger RNA of Stylophora pistillata, 2924 nucleotides long. Its product is annotated as E3 ubiquitin-protein ligase TRIM45. Lineage: Eukaryota; Metazoa; Cnidaria; Anthozoa; Scleractinia; Pocilloporidae. Gene Ontology annotation, molecular function: zinc ion binding; protein binding. The record is from RefSeq and is a predicted model, not a curated record.